UCAUUUUGUUUUCCUUCAAGUCGUUAGUGGAAGCUCUGUUGGUCUCUCUGUGGCUACAUCUUUUGAUCUCCGUGACGAACGCAUGUUUGGAUCUCUACAUCGAUAAUUGGUGAUGUUGAUGCAUUGAAAUCUACCGGGUUGAAAAGUAUGGACAAAGUGGUGGAGGCAGUGGAGCUGGUGAAGAAAGAAUGGGACGAGGCAUAUGUAAAAACCCUAGACCACAUAAGGGCGAUCGAGGGGUUUGGGAAAUCGAGGGAAGCUGAACAGGAGAAGAAUUCUCUGCCUAGAUUGAAUGGACUCGCACAUGAUGGUUUGGCUGUGCUUCAGUCCUUACAAUUCAAGCUCGAUCUUCUUGCACCGCAAUUACCCACCGAUCAAGAUGUGCAGUCGGCUCAAUCGAUGCUUGAGUCGUGGAAGACCCAAUGCCAGAGUUUGCGAUUCAAUUUAAGAAAUGCCAAUUUGCAAGCAAAGGAUAACAUGAGGAAAGCUGCUCAGAAAGAGAGGGAACAACUUCUUGGUGGGGGAGAAGAGUCUACGAUUAGAAGACGCAACUUGCAGACAAAAGCUGGAAUGACAUCUGCUGCAGAGAGCAUAACGGAGAGUCUUCGCCGUACUCGCCAACUAAUGGUUCAGGAGGUGGAAAGAAGUGCAAGCACACUUACGACAUUCGAGGAAUCAACAGGUGUACUAAGAAAGGCUGAAACUGAAUAUAAGGGGCAUCGCUCACUGUUAAUGCGAACUCGAAACCUGCUUUCCACGAUGAACCGUCAGGAUGUUAUUGAUAGGGUGAUUCUUGCAAUUGGAUUUUUCUUGUUCUCUUGCGCUGUUCUUUAUGUUGUCUCAAAGCGAAUUGGGCUGUUAACCCUGCAAAGGAAGGUAACUGCUGCAAUAAAUGCUAGAAUUUCUGGACAAGCAGAUAUUGGACGCAUAGCUAGGCAAAAUGGUAUAGAUUUUGCUCAGGUUAUUGAGAAUGCAGUUCCAAAUGUUGAGGUUCCAAUAGGGCAACCUAUGCAUGAUGAACUUUGAGUUUCACAGAUCUACUUAAAGCUACCGAUGCCCAUGGCUAAGGCGCUGCAGGUUAUUUUCCCCACUAUUUUCCUUCCAUUCAGAAUUCAAGGGAGUAUGCAAAAGCCCGCUGCAUGCAUACAUAUACUGAUCAAUUUUGUUUUCAAAUUGUUCCUUUGUCUGAAUUAUUUGAAUCUCUGAAAUAAAAAAAAAAAAUUGUGAUAACAAA
This is a messenger RNA of Tripterygium wilfordii, 1234 nucleotides long. RefSeq lists its product as uncharacterized. Lineage: Eukaryota; Viridiplantae; Streptophyta; Magnoliopsida; Celastrales; Celastraceae. Bases 148 to 1026 code for a protein of 292 amino acids. Gene Ontology annotation, cellular component: endoplasmic reticulum; SNARE complex. The record is from RefSeq and is a predicted model, not a curated record. Gene Ontology annotation, biological process: retrograde vesicle-mediated transport, Golgi to endoplasmic reticulum. The transcript has 7 exons. Gene Ontology annotation, molecular function: SNAP receptor activity.